AUGGCUGAUAUACCAUUGGCGUCCUUGUCUUUGACUCACGUCCACUACGACCCCAGUGAUCCAAUUUCCUUUCUUUCUGCCUGGCUUGCCUUAGUGCCACAAGCGCUAUGCGUGAGCUAUGCUACCCUGAUCGUUGCUUCAAGGGAAGCUGAGGUAGUCUUGAUGUUUGCGGGUCAGAUGGGUUGCGAGGCACUGAAUUUCGUGCUCAAGCGGAUUGUCAAAGAGGAAAGGCCAAAACAAAUGUUAGGUAAAGGCUAUGGCAUGCCCUCUUCUCAUGCCCAGUUCAUGGCCUAUCUCGCCGUCUAUGCAUCACUCUUCCUCAUUUACCGACACAGCCCGAGCUUAUCGCAGUCAGGAGCGGCUCUUCACUUCUGGAUGCGAGUGUUGAUCUCCUUGGUAUUGUGUCUCGGUGCUGGUGCAGUAGCAGUUAGCCGCAUUUACCUGAACUACCACACCCCCAGGCAGGUCCUGGCUGGAUGUGGCGCAGGUGUGAUAUGCGCAUUCGCUUGGUUCUUUAUCACCGGGCUUCUUCGAUCGCAAGGAUGGAUUGAUUGGGCCUUGAAUCUCGAGAUUUUUCGAUUCUUUCGUGUGAGAGACUUGGUGGUGAACGAAGAUCUCGCCGAGGCCGGAUGGCAACGCUGGGAGGCUAAGCGGAAGUUGAAGCGGAAGGGGCCCAGUGGUCAGACAUCAUCCAAAAGCGAAUAG
Aspergillus luchuensis is the source of this 705-nucleotide messenger RNA. Its product is annotated as phosphatase PAP2 family protein. Gene Ontology annotation, molecular function: dolichyldiphosphatase activity. The coding region runs from base 1 to 705 and encodes 234 amino acids. NCBI's taxonomy places the organism in Eukaryota, Fungi, Ascomycota, Eurotiomycetes, Eurotiales, Aspergillaceae. The record is from RefSeq and is a predicted model, not a curated record. Gene Ontology annotation, cellular component: endoplasmic reticulum membrane; intracellular membrane-bounded organelle. Gene Ontology annotation, biological process: lipid biosynthetic process; protein N-linked glycosylation. The transcript has 3 exons.